AUGACAGAAAGACCUGCCCACAAACGCUCCAAGAGCGCCAGAGUCCUCAACCUCCUGCGCAGCGACAACCUUCCUCGAGAAACCAGUUCAGAUACCGAGUCGCCUGUGACCACCUCCACCUCCACCACUGGACCUUUCUCCUCGACGUCCCCCUUGACUCCGGUCGAUGGUCCGCGAUUGAGUCCUUUGUCUCCGGUUACCACCAGAAACUCUCAGCUGGCCAUGGAGUCGAACGAAUAUUCUAGGGAACCAGACUCGGCCCAGCACACGCACCCCGUCCCGUCAGGCAUCUCGUCCGGCCAGGGAGCCUCGAUCGAGGACUCUGUCCGCACCUUUCGAGUCUUUGAAGUUCUCCGAGGCAAGGACACUGCCGCAAUCUCCAAAGCCAUCAGCGAAUCCAUACCCUGUUCUUCAAAUCCUCAACCCAUUCCGGGCACGACAAUACUCCACCUGGCCAUCCAGUGCGCAGAACCUCAGGUGGUUGAACAGGUUUUAAAAGAAGGCAAAGGCCUCGACAUCAACGCACAGGACAAAGAAGGAAAUACCGCUUUGCACUUGGCCGCUCAGCUCGGCCGGGCGCCUGUAGUCCGAGACCUGCUGGAGGUAUCCAACAUAAAUGAUGCCAUACCGAACAGGCAAGGAAAACUACCCAUUGACCUCGCGCGAACUCCAGAGAUCUUCCAACAGCUCCAGUUAGCGCGUUCAAUUUUCCUGGAUGACAAGAUUAAGGAAAUACAUGCCGCGUUGGUCCAAGGCGACUACAAGAAGUUCGAAUCCAUCUUAACAGAGCCUCGAGUCGAGGGCACUCUCGACGUGAAUGCGUUGGAGUUGCCAACUGAGCCCGCAACAGUUCAGAGCGGCGGAACGCUCCUGCACGAGGCUGCACGCAAGAAGGACAUCCAGUUGGCGCAAAUCUUACUAUUGCACGGAGCAGAUCCUUUUCGUCGGGAUCGUAAAGGGAGGCUCCCGCAGCAUGUAACCCAAGAUGAUCGUACAAAGGCAAUCUUGAAGAAGUCGCCCGCAGCCGCCGCUGCUCAGCGAGGAAUACAGGAAAAGGCAAUCCUGGGAAACAAUCCGUCGCAAGUUAGGUCCGGAACUGGACCUGUUGAUGCAAGUAAGGAUGCUCGAGAGAUGAAGGGGUAUCUCAAGAAAUGGACAAAUUAUACGAGUGGGUAUAAACUACGGUGGUUUGUUCUCGAAGAAGGAGUUCUCAGCUAUUACAAGCAUCAAGAUGACGCUGGCUCGGCCUGUCGAGGAGCUAUCAACAUGCGCAUCGCAAAACUCCACAUGGAUCCGCAAGACAAGACGAGGUUCGAGAUUCACGGCAAGUCCUCGGUCAAGUACCACUUGAAGGCCAACCAUGUCGUAGAGGCCAAACGAUGGUUUUGGGCCCUCAACAAUGCCAUCCAGUUCACAAAGGAUGAAGCAAAGGAAGAGGAGAAACGGCGCACCCUUGACAGCGAAAGCUUUCGACACGCCCGCACCGAUACAUCAGAAACUCUCAGCGCGACGACAAGCAGAUCGAAACUACCUGCCCAGCCGCUGGGAGUGGCAGGAAGCUCUUCCAAGGUAAGUUUCCGUUCCGAUGUGGAAGGUGGAUCAGGGUACGACUCGUACGACGCGAGCCUUCAAGGCGAAGACCUUCAGAGAGUGCCUACCAAUGUUGGGGCCAAUAUCGAGGCAGAAGAAGAUGCCGACGGCGAUGACGCCAGCAGUCAUGAAGUACACCAGCCGGGAAGUAAAGACGCGUUCAACAUCACCGCACAAUCCGCCAAGUUGCAACUAGAUCUUCUGGCACGAGUCUCCGAUGCGUUGAUCGCCAGGCAGUCAUCUCAGGCGGACACCACUCUAUCCGAUCCAGAUGUCGCACAGGCUCUCCUUACCUAUCAAACAGCCGUGAACAGCCUGAAUGGCUUGGUUGCAGAUCUGCUAAAGAUUGCUCGAGACCGUGAUGCUUAUUGGCAAUAUCGGCUAGACCGAGACGCCGAUGCUCGGAGGAUGUGGGAAGAAAGCAUGGCCAAGAUUGCUUAUGAGCACGAAGAUCUUAAGAGGUCAAUCGCCGAGUCAGAGGACAAGCGCAAGCGUACGAAGCGGGCCUUGAAGGAGGCUCUCGAGGGACAAUCGGUGCCCGCCAGCCGUCCGGGCUCAAUGGUCCAACAAGAAUCGCCAGACCACGUCCAAUUUGCAGAAGCGGUUGAGAAUCAACUGGAUCUCCGAGUAGAGGCUCAAAUCUCAACAAGAUCACGCCGGAAAUCCGUCACCAGAGAUGGCAACAGACGAAAAUCAAUCAUUGCGCAAUUAACAAAUCUCUCCGACUCCGAAUCUGGAGAUGAUGAAGAAUUCUUCGACGCCAUUGGCGAAGGCAAAGUUGAGGUGGUCGAACCACCUCUUCUCAGUCCUCCGCGAGUGCAUGUCCCAUCAUCCUUGGAGGAAGAACAAGAACCCUUCGUCGAUGAAAGAGCCAGAAAACAAAUGGCAAUUGAGCCCUCUUACGCUGGCUAUGAGGAAGGAGUUCGCGAGCGAUUAAAACUUGACGCCGACAAUCGUCCGAAGAUUUCACUCUGGGGCAUUCUUAAGUCUAUGAUAGGCAAAGAUAUGACCAAGAUGACCCUGCCGGUAUCUUUCAACGAGCCAACCUCCCUUCUCCAGCGUGUUGCUGAAGACAUGGAAUAUGCGGAUCUCCUCGACAUUGCAGCAGAUCGCCCCGAUGCUACCGAGCGUCUUGUGUACGUAGCUGCGUUUGCAGCAUCGGAAUACGCCAGCACAAUCGGACGCGUUGCAAAGCCAUUCAACCCUCUCCUGGGUGAGACAUAUGAGUACGUCCGUCCCGACAAAGGCUAUCGAUUCUUCAUUGAGCAAGUUAGCCAUCAUCCUCCCAUUGGCGCUGCGUAUGCGGAAUCUGCACGGUGGGACUAUUGGGGUGAGUCGGCUGUCAAGUCAAAGUUUUACGGCAAAUCAUUCGACAUCAACCCACUGGGAACAUGGUUCUUGCGCCUCCGCCCUUCAGAUGGAAGUCAACCAGAGCUGUAUACGUGGAAGAAGGUUACAAGUUCCGUCGUGGGCAUCAUUACUGGCAACCCCACAGUGGACAAUUAUGGCACCAUGGAGAUCAAGAACUGGACAACGGGCGAAGUCUGUAUCCUUGACUUCAAACAACGCGGAUGGAAGGCCAGUUCCGCGUACCAAGUCUUUGGUAAGGUCAUGGGUGUCGAUGGUGUCACAAAAUGGAGUAUUGGUGGCAGGUGGAACGACAAGAUCUACGCUCGAGUUACAGAGGGGUUCGAGGACGAAGCAGUAGGAGAAGGUCGCCUCCACACCGGCGUGGGAAGAGGAACCCAAUCCGACAGACAGCAGGCCUUCCUCGUCUGGGAAGCACAUAAACGUCCGCAGGGAAUCCCUUUCAACCUCACACCGUUUGUCGUAACUCUGAACGCUGUCAGCGACUCACUCCGACCGCACCUCCCUCCUACCGACACCCGCCUACGUCCAGAUCAACGUGCCAUGGAAGACGGAGAGUACGACUUUGCUGCGACGGAGAAGAAUCGUGUCGAGGAGAAACAGCGUGCCGCGCGCCGUCAACGUGAGUCUGCGGGUGAAGAAUGGAAACCCAAAUGGUUUGAGAAAAAGGUCGACCCCACCACUGGGGAAACUUAUUGGGAGCACAACGGAUUGUACUGGAAGAAGAGAGCAGAGGGGGAUUGGUCAGUGUGUGAUGAUAUUUUUUAG
Messenger RNA from Fonsecaea multimorphosa CBS 102226, 3726 nucleotides. RefSeq lists its product as uncharacterized. The transcript has a single exon. Gene Ontology annotation, biological process: exocytosis; piecemeal microautophagy of the nucleus; endocytosis. Gene Ontology annotation, cellular component: intracellular membrane-bounded organelle; cytosol; membrane. Gene Ontology annotation, molecular function: protein binding; sterol binding. The record is from RefSeq and is a predicted model, not a curated record. NCBI's taxonomy places the organism in Eukaryota, Fungi, Ascomycota, Eurotiomycetes, Chaetothyriales, Herpotrichiellaceae. Bases 1 to 3726 code for a protein of 1241 amino acids.